GCGCCGCACCGACAAGAUGGCGGCGGGUGGGAGCGGCGGGCGCGCGUCGUGCCCGCCGGGGGUCGGCCCGGGCGCGGGGGGCGGCCCCGGGCCCAGCGCCAACGCCGCCCCGGCCCCCGGCAACGCAGCCGCCGCCGCUGCCGCCGCCGCCCCGGCCCCCGCCGCCCCCGGGCCGCCCCCGCCGGUGUCGGUGUCGGGGCCGGGGCCGGGCGCGCAGGCCGCUGCGGGCGGGGAGCGGGCGGCCGAGGAGCCGGGGGCGGGGGCGCUGCUGCGCGAGCCCGUCUACAACUGGCAGGCCACCAAGCCCACGGUGAAGGAGCGCUUCGCCUUCCUCUUCAACAACGAGGUGCUCUGCGACGUGCACUUCCUGGUGGGCAAGGGGCUCGGCGCGCAGCGCAUCCCGGCGCACAGAAUCAAUCAUCCAUCCAUCUGUCCCUCCCUGCAUCCAACAGUCAUUGAAACAGUGCUGACAGAAGACAUCUCUUUCCCUGUGGGACUUACCUUCAGGUUCGUGCUGGCCGUGGGCAGCGCCGUCUUUGAUGCCAUGUUCAACGGGGGAAUGGCCACCACGUCCACCGAAAUCGAGCUGCCGGACGUGGAGCCCGCUGCCUUCCUGGCACUGCUCAAGUUUCUCUACUCGGACGAGGUUCAGAUCGGGCCUGAGACGGUCAUGACCACGCUGUACACCGCCAAGAAGUACGCGGUGCCCGCGCUCGAGGCCCACUGCGUGGAGUUCCUGAAGAAGAACCUGCGGGCGGACAACGCGUUCAUGCUGCUGACGCAGGCGAGGCUUUUCGACGAACCACAGCUCGCUAGCCUGUGCCUGGAAAACAUCGACAAGAACACGGCCGACGCCAUCACUGCAGAGGGCUUCACAGACAUCGACCUGGACACGCUGGUGGCCGUGCUGGAGCGGGACACCCUGGGCAUCCGCGAGGUGCGCUUGUUCAACGCUGUCGUCCGCUGGUCUGAGGCUGAGUGUCAGCGGCAGCAGCUGCAGGUGACGCCUGAGAACAAGCGGAAGGUUCUGGGCAAGGCGUUGGCCCUCAUCCGCUUCCCGCUGAUGACCAUCGAGGAGUUUGCUGCAGUGUCUUCUGCGUGCUUGGGGUCUGCCCAGCCUUCCCUACCCGCCCCUGUGCCCUCAGGGCCCGCACAGUCGGGCAUCCUGGUGGACCGCGAGGUGGUCAGCCUCUUCCUGCACUUCACCGUCAACCCCAAGCCACGCGUGGACUUCAUUGACCGUCCACGCUGCUGCCUCCGCGGGAAGGAGUGCAGCGUCAACCGCUUCCAGCAGGUGGAGAGCCGCUGGGGCUACAGCGGCACGAGCGACCGCAUCAGGUUCUCGGUCAACAAGCGCAUCUUCGUGGUUGGCUUCGGGCUCUAUGGCUCAAUCCACGGCCCCACCGAUUACCAAGUGAACAUCCAGAUCAUCCACACAGACAGCAACACGGUCCUGGGCCAGAACGACACAGGCUUCAGCUGUGACGGCUCCGCCAGCACCUUCCGAGUCAUGUUCAAGGAGCCGGUGGAGGUGCUGCCCAAUGUCAACUACACGGCCUGCGCCACGCUCAAGGGCCCGGACUCCCACUACGGCACCAAGGGCCUGCGCAAGGUCACCCACGAGUCGCCCACGACUGGGGCCAAGACGUGCUUCACCUUCUGCUACGCGGCCGGGAACAACAAUGGCACGUCCGUGGAGGACGGGCAGAUCCCUGAGGUCAUCUUCUACACCUAGGCUGUCCCAUCCCACGCCACACCCGCUGCUCCCCCUGCCUCGGUCCCGGGCGCCAGGAGGGCUCCUCUGUUCCGAGGUGGCGGAUGGGCAGGGCAGUGGGAGACAACCCCUCAGGACUUGGGGGGCAGGGCCGGCCUGACCCUGCCCUGAGCCGAGGGUCCGCCCACUGCCCCUGCAGCUCAGGGUUGCCUGACCAGCUGCCCGACCAUAGGAUUCGUGUAGGGUGUUGCCUCGUGUUUGUUUCAGCUGCACGUGGCAAUGCAUCUUGGAUUCCCGUUUCUCUGGUAGGAGACCACGUACGGGGCCCCUAGCGGGCCUGGGUCCUGCAUUCCUCUGUUCUGUUCACUGGGGACACUCAGACCACCCUGACCCACCCCUAGGAUGCGGGCUCAAGCCCUCCCGAGGUCCUGCGGGCCAGCUUCCUGCCAGCCCCAGGCCCAGCCCGUGGGCCCAGUGAAGGACCAUCCCUGUCCAGCCCUCCUGGACGGCCCCUCCCAGCCCCUGCAGCUGUGGACACGGGCGGCAGACCCUGUCUGCCUGGGAAGGGCGAGGCUGCGGGCCACACACGGGGGCCGCAUCCCAGCUGGCCCACCUGCACAUCCGGUAGCCCCACUCCCGGCCCCCAGCGAGCACUCUGCACAGAGGUGCUGGAGGGCACAGCCCCUCCCUGACCCCCAGGUACUGUCCCCUCCCCACCCCCAUGCUUCCACCUGGAGCCUGUGUCCUCCCCGAAGCCAUGGAAGGUGUGUCCUCACACCACACCCCAAAAUGUUUUUUUUUUUAAAUAAAGGAAAGAAACUUA
Molecule: messenger RNA, 2537 nt
Organism: Orcinus orca (killer whale)
Lineage: Eukaryota; Metazoa; Chordata; Mammalia; Artiodactyla; Delphinidae
Gene: BTBD2
Product: BTB domain containing 2
Exons: 10
Coding region: 17-1735 (572 amino acids)
Biological process (GO): neurogenesis
Cellular component (GO): P-body; cytosol
Molecular function (GO): protein binding
Source: RefSeq, a predicted model, not a curated record